This is a messenger RNA of Striga asiatica, 2851 nucleotides long. The record is from the annotation of a GenBank genome assembly. NCBI's taxonomy places the organism in Eukaryota, Viridiplantae, Streptophyta, Magnoliopsida, Lamiales, Orobanchaceae.
AUGGGCUGGUCAUACCUCGAGGUAUCCAUGGCGGAUUUGAUGAAACUGAUAAGAAACUUCAUUGAUAUGAUGAUUUUAGCCGCCGGUUAUCAGUCUACCGGCCGACCCGCGCACUGGGACUCUCACAACAUCAAGAAAAGCUUCCAGUGGGCGCUCUUUAUCGAGAAUCAGGGCCAUGCUCCUCUGUCGUGUGGUACCCUUUGUCAAGCCAAGGAUCUUCUGUUGAAGCGUUUAAUUCAUACCUUACCCCUUAGAGAAUCACAUUUAAAAGCUAUCACAUUAGCAUGUGUUGAAAUGGACCUUAGCAUUCAUAAGAGUAUAGACAGUGACUUCCUUGACAUCUACCUUGAAAAACUAAUGAGAAUCCCUUCAGAAGACAAGGAUCCGAGGGACUGCAAUUUUGUGGGUGGUGAUUUUAGUGUUUCAGCUGCUCAGCAGCUUGGGAGAAGGCAAGUGGCUGCAUCAUGCUUAUCUACAGCAGAGGCUGGUUUGGAAUGCAUUUGGAAAACUAUAGAGGAAUGCAUGCAAAACGAGCUUGGAAAUACACCCGACUCAGAACCAGCGAGGCAUCCGACAAGUUUAAUUGCAGGAGAGAUGCCACUUGAAUCAACUGUCUGGAAUUGUUGGAGAUCAAGAAGCUUAUCAUAUAUGCUUGACAAGCGAACUGUAAGGCUGAUAUCUGGUGCCAACUUAAUGUUCUCUGCCCCAGAUGGUCAAUGGACUCAAAUGUUUGAAAGACUAGAUGUUACAGCAGAGGCUGAUAAUUUAUCUGAAACAAUUGAACUCUUGUUAUUAGGAUGUGCUGCAGAUAGAUGGAGUGGUGCUAUUGAAUGUUUCAUGUCAGCUUCAUAUGAGUCCCUUACUAUCUCAAGGAUCCAUCAGGAAGUAUUCAGCUCACCAUUGGGAAAUGCUCUAAACCUUUUCUCAAAAGAGAGCCUCACAAAUCCUAAGGAAAAAGGUGUUGUGGACUACCUGGAAUUGUUACUCGGCAAUCAGAGCAACCAACUGUGGAAACUAUCUCCAGUCCUUGCAGCAGUUGCAAUUCCUUCAUGGUCACGGUUGUUCAGAUCUUACCUCCAUGAGCUAGAGAAUCAAUUCAGAGGAAAUUCUUUGGCAGCCAGGUUGGUUGAUAGGUCUUCUCUUCUAGGGGCUGCAAUUGCAAAGCUGAUGGUGUGGAACAUAGGGAAUGUAUAUCUCUUUAAGUUUCUCAUCACGUGUGAGGUAGCUGAGAGAAUGUGGUGCCUUUACAUUCUUCAUGCUGCAUCUGGACGAGCGGUUGUUUCAUGAUUGCUAGUUACUUUUUUUAAUGGUUAUGAAGAGCGGGCAGAGUAGAGAAAGGAAGCCAGAUGUAAAGAGGUUCGGUUUUCUGCCUUUCAUUGAAGUACCAAUCGUACUUUUGGUUGAAUUAGUUGUGUUUUUUUUAUUGUAUAUGCAAAUCCAAUGUUUAAUUUUGAUUGUGCAUCUCAUUCUUGUAAGCAUUUUUAGAGUAACGACAGGGAACAAAUUCAGAUUGUUGCUUGUGUAUGCAAUGCCUGCUAUUGUUCAUGACUCCAAGUAAAACUCUUUACAUAUUGUAAAAGGGCCAGGGUUAAUAAUUCUAAUUUUUACUAUAGCUAAGUACCUUAUAUUGUAUGCUUACAUGCAGUGUUUCAAACAAUCACUUCCAUAUUCUAUUUUAAUUUUCCAAUGCAAUCCAGAAGUCGUCGAGGAAUAAGUGAUAUGGAAUAUCAACUACAUUACCAGGAAAAAUCUUAUUCCCAUUGGCUCUGCUGAUAAUAAGCCUCUUAAUUGGCUUAGGCUCAGCAGAUUGGAACAUUUUGAACCAGAGAAAGAAAACUGCAUUUGGCAGCAGCUUGAAGAAUUACUGUGAGAGCUGGAGGUUAAAUGUGGAGUUGAACAACAUAAGAGGAUUUGAGGUUGUCCCUCAAGAAUGUACAAGCUACAUUGGAAAAUACAUGACCUCAACUCAGUACAAGGCUGAUUGUCAACGGGCCAUCGAAGAAAGUCAGCUGUAUUUGAGUAGCUGCUGCAGUUUGAAAGGAGAUGGAAAAGAUGCAUGGAUCUUUGAUGUUGAUGACACUCUACUUUCCACCAUGCCGUACUUCAAGAAGCAUGGGUUCGGGGGAAAUAAGCUUAAUCUUACAUCUAUAGAAGGAUGGAUGAAAAGUAGCAAAGCACCAGCACUCGACCAUACACUACGCCAUUUCCACGAAAUAAAAGAAAAGGGGUUUAAGAUAUUUUUGAUCUCGACUCGAAGGGAGUCUUUGCGAGAUGCCACUGUUGACAACCUUAUCAAGGAGGGCUAUCAUGGAUGGUCCGGUCUUGUACUUAGGGGUCUUGAGGAUGAAAUCAAACAAGUACAGAACUACAAAGCUGAAGCAAGAAAGAGAUUGGUUAAGGAAGGGUAUCGUAUUUGGGGCAUCAUUGGUGAUCAAUGGAGCAGUUUUGACGGGACUCCCAGUGCUAAAAGAACAUUCAAGCUCCCAAAUUCCUUGUACUACGUAUCGUGAAUGCUUGGGUUUUGUAAUAAGAGGAGCUUAUCGACAUAAUACACUUUUUACGAGCCUAAAUUAAAUGCUUUUGAAGUUGUGCGCCUUUGUCUUUUUGGACAAAUGUGGAACUUUUGUUGGAAGAAGUUGAGAUAUAUGUUCUUCAUGAAAAAACUAAAGAAGCUGGAGGGGUUCAAUGCAAUCGAUAUGGAUUUGUCCAUUUUGAGAUAAUCUACCAUUUUGAUUGUUUCGAUUUUAGCUUAUAAAAAAUGUGUCUCAGUUUAGUCUGGUUUAUAAAUUGAAUGGAGCUUUGUAAGAUAUUUCAAUUUUUAAUUAUUAUAAUAAUUAUAUUUCAGAAUUUU